CAGCCCGCAGUGUGUUCUGGGAAAGGGAGUUUUAUUCUUCUGUGACAGUUCAUUUAAACGUCUCUCAGCUCAGGCUGUCGUAGCUCUACAUAAAGAAGUAGCAUCUUAAUGUGUUUUUGAAGUAGCAGCUCUAUAUAUGAAAUGAUACAUAUUUAGUAAACCACUCAUUUAAAAAGACAAACAACGUUUUCCCGAAAUUUCCAACCGAACCAGGAAGUACCAAGAGGGUCAUAUGACUGAAGAAAGAUGGCCGCGGUGCAGUGGCGCUCCCGCGGGCGCAGCUAUGAGGCGGAGCUGCAGAAGUGUCGUCCUGAGGCGGCUCUGGUUGAGUUGGGAGACUACCAUCCCAUCAAGCCCAUAAUGGUGACUGAUACAAAGACCCGCCGUGGGGCUCGUAAAGGAAGCACCUCCUCCACUUCCUCCUCCUCUUCCUCAGUUCCCCCGGACCCCCUAAGCUCCAUGCUGGAUGGGACUGACCCCUUGUCCAUGUUCGCAGCAGCCUCAUCCGUUGAGACUCCAGCUAUUUCACACAGCGCCUCCACAGGGGACCUUGGAAGGAAGAGGAGGGAGAAGGAUGAAGAGGCCGUGGGACCAGACUUUGAGCCCUGGUCAUCGAAGCGGGGAGACAUCCUGGCCCGGUUCACCACCACCGAAAAACUCUCCAUCAAUCUUUUCAUGGGCUCCGACAGAGGAAAAGCUCCCAGUCCAGGAACCUCAGCUGUUUCAGAGAAAGUCCGCACUCGCCUGGAGGAACUGGAUGAUCUGGAAGAGGGUUCCCAGAGAGAGCUGCUGAACCUCUCCCAGCAGGAUUAUGCCAACCGCAUCGAGGAGCUGAACCAGUCCCUGAAGGAGGCGUGGGCCUCCGACCAGAAGGUCAAAGCCCUGAAGAUUGUCAUUCAGUGCUCCAAGCUUUUGUCUGACACCUCAGUGAUCCAGUUCUACCCCAGCAAGUUUGUCCUCAUCACCGAUAUCCUUGACACCUUUGGUCAGCUAGUGUAUGAUAGAAUCUGGAGCAUGUGUUCUGAGCCACAACCGUUGCCAGACUCGUUCACGGUGGAUGAUGUGCACGACACGGCUAAAGAGACGUGCCUCAACUGGUUCUUCAAGAUCGCCUCCAUCAGGGAGCUGCUGCCCAGAUUAUACGUCGAGGCUGCCAUUCUCAAGUGCAACCGCUUCCUCAACAAAUCUGGCAUUCAGGAGACGCUCCCUCGGUUGACGGCCAUGGUCAGAGGGAUCGGAGACCCUUUGGUGGCCGCGUAUACCAGAGCAUACCUCUGCAGGGUGGGCAUGGAGGUGGCCCCGCAUUUGAAAGACAGCUUGAACCGCAACUUCUUCGACCUGCUUGGGACCUUCCGCCAGAUCAGCGGCGACAUCGUGCGGAACCAGCUGGCGAUGCAGAGGGUGGAGGUGCCCGAGUACCUGACGCUCUACUCGCCCGCCAUCAGCUGGAUCUUGCAGUGCAUCGCCCACCGAGCUCCAGAUCCUCUGCUAACAGAGAUGAUGGAGAGAUGCAAGAAAGUAGGAAACAAUGCCUUGCUGCUGAAUUCAGUUAUGAGGGCAUUCAGGCCGGAGUUUGUUGCAGCCAGAGCCACCGACUUCAUCGGGAUGAUCAAAGACUGCGAUGAGGCCGGCUUCCCAAAGCAUCUGCUGUUUGGAUCCCUUGGUCGCACCCUGGCUUGUGCCGACCCUCCAGAAUCGGAGAGGCUGACGAUCCUGAACGAAGCCUGGAAGGUCAUCACCAAAGUCCGCAGUCCUCAGGAUUACGUCAACUGUGCUGAAAUCUGGGUGGAGUUCACCUGCCGACACUUUACAAAACGUGAGGUCAACACCAUCCUCGCUGACAUCAUCAAACACAUGACCCCGGACCGGGCGUUCGAAGACGCAUAUCCUCAGCUGCAGUCGGUGAUCACCAAGAUCCUCCCCGGUUUCCAGGACUUCUCCGUCCUCUUCUCCAUGGAGCGCUUCCUGCCGUUCCUGGACAUGUUCCAGAAGGACAGUGUGAGAGUGGAGGUCUGCAGAUCCAUCAUGGAGGUCUUCAUCAAACAGCAGGUGGAUCUCACCAGAGACCCGGUCAUCCUCAACGCCAUGCUGCACAUCUGCAAGACCAUGCACGACUCUGUCAACGCUCUCACUACGGAGGAUGAGAAAAGAUCUUUGGCUCUUCUGAUCAUCGGCUUCAUCCGCAUGGUGUCUUUUGGCCGUGAUUUUGAGCAGCAGUUGAGUUUCUGCGUGGAGGCCAGAGCCACGUUCUGUAACCUGGAGCCCGUUCUGGUGCAGCUCAUUCACACGGUGAACCAGCUGGCGAUGGAGACCAGGAGGGUGAUGAGGGGGAGUCACUCCCGCAAAACAGCAGCGUUCGUCAGGGCGUGCGCUGCCUACAGUUUCAUCACCAUCCCGUCUCUCAGCAGCAUCUUCAGUCGUCUCAGCCUCUAUCUGCUCUCUGGUCAGGUUGCGUUGGCCAAUCAGUGCCUCUCCCAGGCGGAUGCCUUCCUGAAGGCCGCGGUCAGUAUCCUCCCGGAGGUCCCUCGCUCCAUCAGCGUGGAUGGGAAACUCCGCUCCUCCGAAAGCUUCCUGCUGGACUUCAUCAACAACUUCUUGGCCAUGCUUCUGGUUGUCCCGGACCAUCCUGAGCAUGGCGUGCUCUACCUGGUCCGAGGUCUGCUCAACAUGGUCCAGGACUACACCUGGGAGGACAACAGCGACGCCAAGGUGCGGGUUUACAUCAGCGCUCUGCCCCUGCUGGCCGCCAUGAGCCAGGAAACCUACCUUUACUCCGUCCCCAAAGUGGAUUCCAACGAGACGCUCUACGGGGGGGACCCCAAGUUUCUCUCAGAAAUCAACAAGCUGUGUGAGACCCUGAUCGGACAGAUCCUGGAUCAUCUGAAGACUCUGGGUCGUGACGAGCAGAACGCACGGCGUCAAGGCACCAUCGCCCUCUCUCUGUUCGCUGUCCUGUUGGCUCACGGCGACCUGAGGAACAACAAGCUGAGCCAGCUCACCAUCAACCUGUGGAACCUCAGCCACAAACAUGGAUGCUGUGAGACUCGCAUCUCGGUGCGGACUCUGGAGUCCAUCAAACACCAGGCUCAGCAGCCCGACAUGGCUCACCUGUCAGACACAGUCCAGAGGCUCACACUGCAGUCCCGCACCUGAACGCCCACAUCAUGUAUUUACUAAAACGUUUCCCACAUGUCCCCACAUCGAGGUUGUGUAAAUAAAAAGAUAACAAGAAGCACAAAGAACAAAGACAUGUCUUUAGGAUUUUGAAUUUGUGAAUGGAGAAGAAAAAUGUUAUUCUUUGAAGCUGUAUUCAGACAUCAAGUCUAGAAAGAUGGGUGGCUCCUCUUUUCCAUCCUGAGAUCUUAACAGUUUCACGUCCGUCCUGUUACAUACGUCAUCAACGAGCAAAUGUUUCUGCUGUCUCCUCACAUGGGGUCACUCUGACUUACUCCGGACAUUUUGCGAGGCUGGCUGGCAGGAAAGGUUCCAGAGCAGCUGAAUUAAGACAUUUGCAUUCUCUCCCACACAACCCUGCAGGACUAUUUCAGGAAAAUAACCGGACUUCAGUGGAUGAAAACAAAGUUUCAUAGAUGAGCGACUCGGUUAAGAUAAUCUUUGCACAUUUUUGCAGUGAAGAUUUACUUUGUUUUACCUGCAACUACUCCUGAGCAGAAAAUCAUGUACAACUAAACCCCUGUCUUCAUGGAUACAAAAUAUACAGGAAUGUAAUAAUAUUGCUUUAAUUAUAGUAUUUUAACAUGUUUACUUCAUGUGUUUGUAGAAAUAAACUUAAAUUCUGUUUGUAUUUAAA
Pleuronectes platessa (European plaice) is the source of this 3811-nucleotide messenger RNA. It is a transcript of the gene vps35l, whose product is annotated as VPS35 endosomal protein sorting factor like. The record is from RefSeq and is a predicted model, not a curated record. The transcript has 30 exons. Lineage: Eukaryota; Metazoa; Chordata; Actinopteri; Pleuronectiformes; Pleuronectidae. Gene Ontology annotation, biological process: endocytic recycling. The coding region runs from base 247 to 3153 and encodes 968 amino acids. Gene Ontology annotation, cellular component: endosome.